This is a messenger RNA of Microthlaspi erraticum, 357 nucleotides long. NCBI's taxonomy places the organism in Eukaryota, Viridiplantae, Streptophyta, Magnoliopsida, Brassicales, Brassicaceae. The record is from the annotation of a GenBank genome assembly.
AUGCAGAUGAUGUGUGCGGGACUAUCGCGGUACGUUCGUUCCACGAUCGGCCGGUGUGCGCGGCUCAGGACGAGAAUGCUCGAUAAAGCCGAUGUGAAAGAGAUCCACCAUACAAAUCAAGGUGGAGCUCCAAGGGGCAUGAACACUGAUCGGAACAAGGUGGUUCGAAAGAAACCUUUUAGGUCCACCGUUGCGAUUGGUGGAGGUGGUAUGAGGCGCUUGAUUCAUGUAUCGAGGACACCACACAAGAAAAAGGGUGGAAAAGGGUGUCUUCUGGAUCGGAUCAGGGGUAAAGCUGGGAAAGAUGAGGAUGAUCCCACGGCAGGGAAGGGUAAGGGAAAAGCUACUGAAGAAUGA